Molecule: messenger RNA, 1230 nt
Organism: Phytomonas sp. Hart1
Lineage: Eukaryota; Euglenozoa; Kinetoplastea; Trypanosomatida; Trypanosomatidae
Source: the annotation of a GenBank genome assembly
GGAACAACAUUGCGGGGCGAGAUGUUGGUCCGAUCAAUAUUACGGUGGUCUGCCUUUCUUUCUCAUCUUCAUCGGGAACCCUGCACUAUCGGUCCGGGUGCCACUGAAGAGAACUCGAAGGCGCGCUUCGUACCACCUCAGAGCAGCAUUGGGAUGGAAAAGGCUGCGCUUACAAUCCCGGAAACGGAGGGGCGUACAGUCUUGGAGAUGCGAAUGAAUGGACUAAAGGCGUGGCUGGAUGAGUUUGGGGGUGGAAUUGCCUCGUGUGGCGAUAGUCUUCCUUCUAUAAAAAUGCACACGAAAACGUGCGGACAGGAAAAGGUAGACAUCGAUCUGCUCGACCCCUUAUUAACCCUCCCAGAUACAUUUCGUCUACCCAUUCAACUGGAAGGGGCGCAAGAAUACUCAUCACCGAUGCCGCUUAACGACAACGACGAUGACUUUAUGGUGAGGAUCAACGCAGCACUCACAUCCCCUGAGGCCAUUUCUAAGCAAUUAAACUUUCGGAAAGUGUUGCUUGACUUCCGUGAGAUUGCAAACACCCUUCAGUUGCCUUUCUUUUUGGCUUGUGGGACGGCCCUGGGUGCACGACGGGAAGGUUAUUUCAUACCCUAUGACGAAGAUGUUGAUGUUGGGGUUUUCUUUGAAGAUUUGUUGGAUCUCGGUGCAAAGUCUAGUCAAGGAGGGGGUCCACUAAGCGCUCUCUCGGGAUCCAAGAAGGAGUUGAACGAUAUUUCUGCAGUCAGUCUCGCAUCAAAAGCUAUUCUUGAGCUGAUCUUUUUGUUGUCAAACGACUCCAAGUUUAUUGUGAUCGACGUGUGUGGGACUGUUUCAAAGGGGUUGGAAGUGCGAUUUCUGCAUGUUCCUACAUCUGUUCGGUUGGAUCUGAACGUUUAUUACCCCCCACUUCCAGAUGAUAACAAUCUCAUCUCGGCUUUGGCUGGAACUUUUGUGUGGUCUGCAACUUAUUACGCCGAAGCGGACCUGCGAAAACAUCGGAUGUACCGCUUUCGUUACCACCCCUUUCAUGACGACCUAGAGGAUACAACUUUCUGUUUUUCCUCUUCAACAAUGGUAAAAAAUGGGUUUAUAGCCGGAAGUGAAGCACCCAUGAAAUUACCACCCAUCCGGUAUUUGGAGGAGUACUAUGGUGAGGACUGGCAAGUCCCAAAGAAAUUCUCGUACUUUGAAGGACUUGGCGGCGGCUUCAAAAAUAUCAUCGAGGAAUAA